This is a messenger RNA of Merops nubicus (carmine bee-eater), 2142 nucleotides long. RefSeq names its product protein phosphatase, EF-hand calcium binding domain 2 (gene PPEF2). Bases 1 to 2142 code for a protein of 713 amino acids. Gene Ontology annotation, molecular function: manganese ion binding; protein serine/threonine phosphatase activity; calcium ion binding. Gene Ontology annotation, cellular component: nucleus; cytosol. Gene Ontology annotation, biological process: negative regulation of MAPK cascade; detection of stimulus involved in sensory perception. NCBI's taxonomy places the organism in Eukaryota, Metazoa, Chordata, Aves, Coraciiformes, Meropidae. The transcript is spliced from 16 exons. The record is from RefSeq and is a predicted model, not a curated record.
AUGGGAUCUGGCAGCUCUGUAAAUGCCAACUACAAGUACUCCCUGCAGAAGUCUGAAAAUGCUUUCAAGGCAGCUGUCUUGAUCCAACAGUGGUAUCGGCGCCACGUUGCUCGGCUGGAAAUGCGCCGACGUUGCACCUGGAGGAUCUUCCAAUCCAUUGAGUACGCAUGUGAGCAGGAUCAGAUCAAGCUUCACAACUUCUUCAGUUACCUCAUGGACCACUUCACGCCGAGCAGCAGUAAAGAGAGGGAUUUUAUCAGUCGCAUGUUCAUAAGUGGGGAAAGCUUCAAAGAGGCAGAGCUGGAAAAAUACUGUGACUACGAAUCCCUGGAGGUGCCAGACUCCUACACUGGACCACGUCUCUCUUUCCCACUCCUCCCUGACCAUGCGACUGCCUUGCUGGAAGCUUUCAAACAGAAACAACAGCUCCACGCUCGCUAUGUCUUAAACCUUCUGCAUGAGACUAGGAAGCACCUCAAGCAGUUGCCAAACAUCAGUCACGUUUCCACCUGCUACAGUGAGGAGGUCACCGUGUGCGGAGACUUGCACGGCCAGCUGGAUGACUUGUUCCUCAUAUUUUACAAGAAUGGCCUUCCGUCCCCUUCCAAGUCCUAUGUGUUCAACGGGGACUUCGUAGACAGAGGCAAACAGUCCCUUGAGAUCCUCAUCAUCCUCUUUACCUUCCUCUUGAUCUACCCAAAGGAGGUUCACCUCAACCGUGGAAACCAUGAGGACCACAUGGUCAACUUACGCUAUGGUUUCACCAAGGAAGUAAUGCAGAAAUACAAGGUGCAUGGAAAGAAAAUCUUGAAGAUGAUUCAGAAUGUCUUCUGCUGGCUUCCCCUGGCCACCUUGAUUGAUCAGAAAGUCCUCAUUAUACACGGGGGCAUCUCUGACACCACUGAUCUGGACAUGCUUGAGAAAAUUCAAAGGAACAAAUUUAUUUCUGUAUUAAGAGGGAAGAAAAGAAAGGAGUUGAAUAGAAAUGUGGAGAUACAGGAAAUAAACGGGGAGAGCAAAGCAGAGGCUGACCCAGCAGGGCCCGAGGCAGUACCCAGCAUAUGUCCGCAGCCCCGGCCGGCGCCGGCCCCCAGCGUGGCCAACAGGCUGGAGUUUUCCAGGUGGGUCCGGCAGACAGUGCAGGAGCAAAUCGAGUGGUGCCGCCGGCUGGUGGACAUCAGCGAGUCGGAGCCGGAGGAGCCCACCUAUUCCAGCGUGGUCUCCUUGACGGACCUGGACGGGCCAUGCUGGACUCGCCAGGAGGAGUGGAAGCAGAUUUUAGACAUUCUCUGGAGUGACCCCAUGCCUCAGGAGGGUUGCAGAGUAAAUACAGUGCGAGGUGGUGGCUGCUACUUUGGGCCUGACGUGACAGCGAAGAUCCUUGCGAAGUACAACUUGCAGUUCCUCAUCCGCUCCCACGAGUGCAAGCAAGAGGGCUACGAGUUCUGUCACAACCGGAAGGUGCUGACCAUAUUUUCAGCCUCAAACUACUAUGAGAUUGGCAGCAACAGGGGAGCCUACGUGAAGCUGGGACCAGACCUCAUCCCCCAUUUUGUUCAGUACCAAGCAAACAAGACAGCCCAUACUCUCACCAUGACCCAAAGAAUCAGCAGAGUAGAGGAGUCGGCCUUUCGAGCCUUGCGGGAAAAGCUCUUUGCUCACACCUCAGCCCUCAUCACCGCCUUCAAGGCCUACGAUACGGACAACACGGGAAGGAUCACGCUGAGCAGCUGGGCGACAGCCGUGGAGUCGGUGCUGCGGCUGGGCUUGCCCUGGCGGAUGCUGCGGCCGCAGCUGGUGCGCAGCGCCGUGGACGGCGUGCUGGAGUACCGGUCCUGGCUCGAAGACUUGGCCAUGGAGCAGCGGAGCCGAGAGCACAUCCAGUCGAGCUUGCUGGAAGUCAUUUAUCGGAACAGAUCCAACCUGGAGACCAUAUUCAGGAUCAUAGACAGAGAUCAUUCAGGUCUCAUCUCAUUUGAAGAAUUCCACCAAACCUGGAAGCUGUUCAGCUCCCACAUGAACAUUGAACUCACGGAUGAGGGCAUCAACGAUUUGGUUCGCAGCAUUGAUUUCAAUAAGGAUGGCAACAUCGACUUCAACGAGUUCCUAGAAGCCUUCCGCCUUGUCAAACAGUCACAGUAG